AUGUCGUCGGCCUCGCCUUCAAAGGAGCCGGAGGUAGACCCCGAGGUGCAAUCGGGUGACGACCAGGAGCCUAUGGACAAAGACCAGCAAGACCACGCGCAUGGACAGGGCGAGUUCGAGGUGAAGGAGCAAGAUCGGUGGCUUCCGAUUGCAAAUGUGGCGCGUAUCAUGAAGCUUGCCCUGCCCGAGAAUGCAAAGAUCGCAAAAGAGGCGAAGGAAUGUAUGCAAGAGUGUGUGAGCGAAUUUAUCUCAUUCAUCACAAGCGAAGCAUCGGAGAAAUGCCAGCAGGAGAAGCGCAAGACUGUCAACGGUGAAGACAUUUUGUUUGCCAUGACAUCGCUUGGUUUCGAAAACUAUGCUGAAGCCCUCAAGAUCUACCUCUCCAAGUACCGUGAGACCCAGUCCGCUCGCGGCGAGACCCAAGCUCGACCCCCGAGCAGCGGCUACGGUGGCCCCGUUGCAGGCGCCGCUGGCCAAGCUCGCCCAGCCGGUUUCCCCGAGACGGCAGAGGGUGCCAACAGCAUCUUGAACCCGAGUAUGGACCCGUCGCAGCAAGACGCCGCAGCAUACGGGUACCCGCCCAUGAACUUGCUGGCGAUCGCCUCCCACCGUAAGGGUUUUGACGAGUCGCCGCGUUACAUAAUUCUUCUCCGCAUCCACGUGAGGCCCACCGGCACCGGACCCGAGCCCGCAGCCCUCGACUUCCCGAACUUUUUCGCUUUCUCGUCGCAAUGCUACCCUCGGCAAUCGCUUGUGCUGCAGGAUGCCUUGAGGAAUGAUGUCGAUGGUUCUUCGCCAGCCAUGUCCUCCACCAACGAUAACGCCUCUUCGCCGCUCCCGGCCGACGGAGUGAGCAAGCGCAAGCAAGGUUCUGCCGCCUGUGUCCACUGCCACCGGCGCAAGGUCCGCUGCGAUGCCCGCGUCGUCGGACUCCCCUGUACCAAUUGUCGCUCUUCGGGAAAGACCGAUUGUCGCAUUCACGAGAAGAAGAAGCGUCUAGCAGUGCGGUCAAUUCUUGACCCCGUCCCUAUCCGAUCUCGACCUAUCCAGGCCUCUGAGCAAGCUGCCAACCCCGCCACAGCACCGGGAACAGUACCUCCAAGCUUCCCUACGGCAUUUCCUGGUAGAAAUUCCUCGACGCCUCUUACCGGUGGCCCCACACAACAUGGAUUUCUCUCGAAUGUUCAGCCAGAGACCUUCUCACGCCAAGGCCCGGAUCUCUCGCAUGCACAUGAGGCGCAUACGGAAAUGGAACAGCACCUUGUCAAAUUGAUCGACGAGGAAGACUCCGGUAGAAGGGAAAUUCAGCGUGGCGUGCGCGCGUUUUACGUGGGCCAUGAACAUUCCAACAUGUCAUUCUUAAUCCGCCAACAGCGAGACCAGGACGACGAUGUCUAUCAUUUUGCCAGCAAUGAGAUACCACGACGACAAAUGAAGACUGGCCACGACCAGCUAUUAAUGGAUGCAUUAACACUCCCCGAGCCGGCUCUAGCGGACGAGUUGGUGCAAGCAUACUUCAACUAUGUCAAUCCGGGAUACCCAAUUGUCGACGAGGAUUUAUUCAUGACACAGUAUCGAAAUCGUGAUCCGGCAGACCCUCCCCCAAUUCUGCUACUUCAGGCGAUCCUGCUAGUUGGUGCGCACGUCAGUCGUGCCAAGGCGGAACGGGAUGCACUGAAAGAGAUCUUCUUCCGACGAACCAAGUAUCUCUUCGAUAAUCGCAUUGAGCGUAAUCGAGAUAUUCUCGUUCAGGUGGCAUUGCUUUUGACUUGGCACUCAGAUAGUGCCGACGAUGAUGUUGCUGCGGACGCCCACUUCUGGGUCGGUGUGGCGGCGCGCAUUGCCACCGGUCUGGGAAUGCAUCGGAAUCCUGUUUCCAGUCGAUUUGUGACUCGGGAUAGGAGGAUGUGGAGACGAGUUUGGUACAUUAUGGUCCAGUUUGAUGUGAUGGUCUCUCUUUCUUAUGGCCGUCCGCAAGCAAUCAAUUUGGAUGAUUCAGACGUGGCUCCAUUAACACCGGCUGAUUUUGAGAACUGUGGCCCACAUGUACAAACCGAGUUUGUCAUUCAUUUCACAGAACUUUGUACAAUGAUUUCGUAUCUCAUCAGAGAUCGAUUUGGUCUUCGAGCCUCGGAUGAACGAAGGAAGGCUGUUCUCCAAGAAGCCGACGAGUCGCUGGCCAACUGGUCCUUGAAGUUGCCCGAUAACCUGCGUCUUCGAGCGUCAGACAUGGACCCCUGGUCCGCUAUGCUUCAUCUGACCUACAACAACUUCCUUAUUCUAUUGCAUCGACCCCAUCCCCGAGCCUCAGCAUAUUCAGACGACUAUGGACCUCACGAUGCCGAGAUUUGCAGUGCUGCAGCUGGUGUGAUUGCAUCUAUCUUCGAGGAGCUCCGACUUAAUGACCGCCUGAAAUUCCUCUGGUACACGGGCGUGCAUACCCUCUUCACCGCCAUGAUCCAAGUACGGGUCGAACUCCGAUUUUCCAACCCCGUUCUUGCGAUUAACGCCCUGCGCCGCUUCGACUCGGCUUCAUACUCCUUGCGAGAGCUGGCGCAAUACUGGGUCCACGCAGGUACAAUUCUCCGCCUCUUUGAAGACUCCAAGCGUCUCCAAGACGACCUGCGCCUUGCAACUGGCGAUCACCGGCCGAAGCCAGCUUUCAAUGGCGCCCAGCCCAUCAAUAAGAUGCCUGUCACUACCCCUGAAGCUGCAGCUGCAGCUAUGGCUGCACAAACACCACAGCCACUAUCGUUUGGUGUUCCCACCCCGGAGUCCACCACCAUGCAGCAGGCUACAAUAUCCCCACAAGCGCAGUCCACCCCGCAAUUCGACAAUUGGAUCACUGCACCUCUCCGACUCAAUGUGGGUCCUCUGGAAACCAACGAUCCUUAUUCGGGCACUGCCAUGCAAGUGGACCACAUGGAGCAGAGCCGCGACUAUCCCGAUUGGAGGCAACUUUUCUCCUUUGCGGACGCGGAUCUUCCAGUCUCUAUGCCGAUGGAAGGUCUUAUGGAGCUCGAAAACGAAUGGCGCCAGAUCUAUUGGCAGGAUACCCCAAUGGCAGAUCUCAUGCAAGAUGGCGGCUGGAUCCCAGGCUAG
Molecule: messenger RNA, 3102 nt
Organism: Penicillium argentinense
Lineage: Eukaryota; Fungi; Ascomycota; Eurotiomycetes; Eurotiales; Aspergillaceae
Exons: 7
Coding region: 1-3102 (1033 amino acids)
Biological process (GO): regulation of DNA-templated transcription; DNA-templated transcription
Cellular component (GO): nucleus
Molecular function (GO): DNA-binding transcription factor activity, RNA polymerase II-specific; zinc ion binding; protein heterodimerization activity
Source: RefSeq, a predicted model, not a curated record